Molecule: messenger RNA, 1284 nt
Organism: Aspergillus viridinutans
Lineage: Eukaryota; Fungi; Ascomycota; Eurotiomycetes; Eurotiales; Aspergillaceae
Gene: udpA
Product: UDP-N-acetylglucosamine 1-carboxyvinyltransferase family protein
Exons: 1
Coding region: 1-1284 (427 amino acids)
Biological process (GO): UDP-N-acetylgalactosamine biosynthetic process
Molecular function (GO): UDP-N-acetylglucosamine 1-carboxyvinyltransferase activity
Source: RefSeq, a predicted model, not a curated record
AUGGCGCACAAUCUCAUCAGCAUUGAAGGCGGUCGUGACGUUGUGGGCGAUGUAUACAUCUCUGGUUCCAAGAACGCAGGACUGCCAAUCAUGGCAGCGUCAAUCCUCGCCUUGGGGGAAAGCACGCUGGAAAGAGCCCCCGUCCUGACGGACAUCGAGAAUUUUGCUAGCAUCCUCCGGUAUCUCGGCGGUACAGUCAUCUGGAGGUCAAACUCCCUGCGGAUCGAUACGACUCAUAUGGAAAGCCGGGAGUUACCCGCCAGUCUGACACGGACACCGCGGGCGUCAAUCCUCGCUCUGGGGCCCCUUUUGGCCCGUUUCGGGCAUGCAAAGAUCUCACUCCCAGGCGGUUGCACGAUCGGCAGACGUCCAAUCGACGAACAUAUUAGGGGCCUUGAAAAACUCGGAGCAUGCAUCACACUCACGCGGAGAGCGAUUGAGGCUCGAGUUCCUCGUACCGGGCUGCAGAGCGCAGUUCUUCAGCUACGUACACCCACCGUCACAGGGACCAUGAACCUGAUACUGGCAGCAUGUCGAGCCAGAGGCGUCACCCACAUCCGCAACGCCGCGCGAGAACCCGAGGUCGUGGAUCUGUGCCACUGUCUCAUCAGCAUGGGGAUGGUCAUCCAGGGCGUGGGGACAGAGCAUCUAGAGAUUUAUGGAAAGGAUACCCCACUUCAUCCGUACAACUACCAAGUCAUGGAUGACCGUAUCGAAGGCGGUACAUUUCUCGUUCUAGGAGCCAUGGCUGGCAACCCACUUCGGAUCCACGGGUGCCGCGAAGAGCACCAGACCGUACUGAUUGAGACACUCCGUACAGUUGGGGCUCAUAUCACCAUCGAGACACCAGCCGUCAUCAUGAUAAUCAAAGCCAGCAGGCCCAAGGCCAUAGAUAUCACAACGGGACCGUACCCGGCCCUUUCUACCGAUCUUCAACCACAGCUCAUGACACUACUGUCCAUCUCACAGGGCGUCAGCCGAAUACACGAAACGGUCUUUGAGCGACGAUUCAACCAUGUAGCGGGUCUACUGGCCAUGGGUGCGAAGAUACACCUUGUAGGACAGAAUGCCGUAAUUCAUGGCGUUGAAAGACUCGCUGCAAGUACCGUGGCAGCGACAGAUCUCCGGGCAGGAGCAUCUCUAGUGAUUGCUGCGAUAUCUGCAGAGGGUGUCACAAUCAUACAAGGAUUGGAGCAUGUAGAUAGGGGGUAUGAACGAUUGCGGGACAAGCUGAGUAGGAUAGGAGUAGUUUCGGAAACGUUGAUAGACCGCAGGAUCAAUUGA